Molecule: messenger RNA, 2115 nt
Organism: Leguminivora glycinivorella
Lineage: Eukaryota; Metazoa; Arthropoda; Insecta; Lepidoptera; Tortricidae
Gene: Cht11
Product: chitinase-3-like protein 2
Biological process (GO): chitin catabolic process; carbohydrate metabolic process
Cellular component (GO): extracellular region
Molecular function (GO): chitin binding; chitinase activity
Source: RefSeq, a predicted model, not a curated record
UAAACGACUCCUUAUUUUACUCGUGAUGGUUUGGAUAAGUAUUUGAUUUAUUACAAAGUAGUUAAUAUGAAUGAACAUUCAUGAAAAGUGUCGAAAUUGUUAAAAAAAUGAGGUUAUAAUAUCGGUGACGUUUUAGCAAUCAUACGUGAAAUGAACUGAACUCCCUACGUCUCAUGACAGUCAUGACGUAUUUAUUUAUAAAUGAAUCGCUAGAUUUUAUUGUUUUAUCUCUAUACACAGUGCGUAAAACGUUAUCAAUAUUUUUUGUUUACAUAACAGUAGGACCGCGCACGCCUGUAUGGCGAAAUAACAUUCCUUUACAGCAUUUAAUUUGUUACAAUGGAAAAGGACAUUGAUAGCAACCUGGAGGAGGGAGACCUCGUCGAGCUGUUGAAGGUGGAAGGCAGGUUGGUGAGGCACGCGAGGGCGCUCCGCUGGGCCGCUUGGCUCAUGGUGUUCGUGGGCGCCACGCUGUGGUUCUGCCUGCUGGUGCCGCCGCCGCCGCCGCCGGCGCCCCGCGCCGCGCUCGUCUGCUACUACAACACGCCCCACGACGCCCGCUCGCUGCAGCCCGGGGACAUACCGCCACAUUUGUGUACACACAUCAAUGUGGCCUUCGCCAGUGUGCGCAAUAAGACCUUGCACUUGGAUCCGCCGCAGUUGGCUGCCAUACGCCAAGUGGUUUCGCUUAAAAAGUCUAACCCUGACCUGAAGGUGCUCGUCUCUGUAGGGGGCGCCGGCGAGAACGGUUUCGCCGAAAUGGUGAUCAAUCACGCCUCACGCAAGCAAUUUAUUCGAUCUAUCAAAUCCCUCCUGCGUAACUAUACCUUAGACGGAAUAGAUCUGGACUGGGAGUUUCCGACCGGAAACAGGCAGCGGCAACACUUCUCCCAGCUGCUUCGUGAGAUCCGAGCAGAGUAUAUUAGGGAAAAACGACAAUACUUACUGACAGUUGCCGUUGUAGCAGAGGAAACUUUAGCCGAUGCAUCAUUUGAUUACGAUCAGCUAAACUUGUACACUGACUUUGUGAAUGUUAUGACUUACGAUUAUCAUUUUUAUACUAAAAUGACUCCAUUCACUGGCUUCAACUCCCCUUUGUAUUCUGAACCGGGGCAGCGGUUUUUCCUUUCCACAUUGAAUGUAAACUACACAAUGCACAUGUACCUCGCUAAAGGGCUAGCUCCGGAAAAGCUAGUGGUUGGGAUCCCUACAUACGGGCACUCAUUUCAGCUGGUAAAUCCAGGUAACAUUGCCGGGAGUCCGGCAGCGGGGCCGGGCAGCUUGGGUGCCGGUGGAUUUGUGUCCUAUCCGGAUGUAUGCCAGUUUGUUAAGCGUCCGGGAGGCAAACGGUCGCGAGACGCCGCCGCGGCGGUGCCCUACGCGCACCGCGGGACGGAGUGGCUCUCCUAUGAUGAUGAAGAGAGUGUAGCGAGGAAGGCCGAGUUCGCAGCGCGGCUGGGGCUGCGCGGGGCCAUGGUGUACUCGCUGGACGCCGACGACCACUCGCACAGCUGCGGGCCGCAGGCGCUGCCGCUGGUGUCGGCGGUCCGGCGCGCGCUGGCCGGGCCGUUGGUGUAGUACCUGUUUGUUCCUCGCCACGUAGGUGAUCUUGUACAUCGCGCUGGACUUCAUGGCGGAGUGCGGCGGCGCUCGGGCGCGCGGGUCGCGGGCGUCGGCGUCGCGGCCGGCGAGCGCGCCGCGAGCAUUGUGCGGACUUAUUAACUUUUACGACGAAAAAACAGAAUGCCGGCCGUGCGAGUACUGUUCCGUUUACUGCAAGGUUUCCGCGCGAGCGCUCGCGACGCGCCUCGCCGCCAUCGGCAGCGUUAUGUUAAUCGGUUAUAAUUAACUAGAGAAAUUAUUACAACGUUAUGUAAUUAAUUUAUUGAUAAUUUUUGUAUAAAUUUAAUAAGAUAAAUCGAUGAACAUAAUUUAGUGAUGUAUGGUCAGAAAGAAUGGACAAAUGUGCACCCAAUGUAGGAGUGUAUUGGAAAGGUAUUGAAUAUUCGUGUUUGGAAUAGGGAACUCAUUCUGGUUACCGUAACAGGAUGACUGUCACGUGGUCUGCAACCGGCCGGAAAUGACUGAUAUUAAGAAAGCUAUGAAGCAGGUUAC